Messenger RNA from Cucurbitaria berberidis CBS 394.84, 467 nucleotides. RefSeq lists its product as uncharacterized. The coding region runs from base 35 to 310 and encodes 91 amino acids. The record is from RefSeq and is a predicted model, not a curated record. The transcript has a single exon. Lineage: Eukaryota; Fungi; Ascomycota; Dothideomycetes; Pleosporales; Cucurbitariaceae.
AAGCACUACUCUAUCUGAGACAAUACAACACAACAUGGAACCUCAGCAACUCCUGCGUUGGAUCGAUAAGCAAGAGAUCGUGCAGAUCGACAGGCUGUGCUUGCAUGCACUGUGUUUCCCGCAACUCAGGAGCAGUGCCGACCAAGUCACGGACGCGCACAGGAAGACUUUUAGCUGGACUUUUCACCAUAGUACACAACCAAAAUCAGUCCAUCAAUCCAAAUUUCGAAGAUGGCUUGGAUCAGAUGAGUCCAAGCAGAAUACUUUUUUGGGAUUUUUGGCAAACCAGGAGCUGGGAAGAGUACCUUGAUGAAGUUCAUCGCUCACUAUCUCGCGUGAAACUAAGGUCGUAAGACUUGUGUAGCGCCGCAUCCAUUGACUAUCGUCGACUACUACUUCUGGACACAUGGAGACUAUCUGCAAAGCUCUUUGACAAGACUUCUCAAUCGUCACUGUACACCAUCUUG